Molecule: messenger RNA, 420 nt
Organism: Closterium sp. Naga37s-1
Lineage: Eukaryota; Viridiplantae; Streptophyta; Zygnematophyceae; Desmidiales; Closteriaceae
Source: the annotation of a GenBank genome assembly
AUGUUCUGUUCAGACGGUAACCGGCGUAACACGCAAGGCGGGCAGCAAGCCGUGUUCGACAAGCGACCGUCUGACGGCGCAACUAGCAGCGAGCCGGCGGAGGGAGCGAAUGUUUCUGCUGCUGGUGGUGCUGGGGAUACUCGGGAUCGACAAGCGGGAGGAGCGAACGGGAAGCAUAGGGAGGAAGGCGCAGUGUUGACGGAGGUCGAGCAGUUGCUGAGACGAGGGACGCCGCUAUCGCUGCGCGAGUUUCAGCGGCUGAACGAGCUGCUGCGUCAGCACGUGGCAGGUGGCGAAGACGAGAGGGCGGCCGGCAAGCACGUGGCGAAGGGGAGUGAGCCUUCGAGCGUGGACGCCGUAUCAGACCCAGCUGACGCCCUCAACCAAGUCUCGCAAGCGCAGCAACGCACAGCUGCAUGA